GAUGAGGUUCGAUUUAAUAGUUUCGCUCUCAUCCGGAUUAUUCUCGGCUUAAAAGGAAUUAGACCACCUGAAAUCGCGAGUCCUGAAUAGCAAGUGCUUUCGUGAGCCGUUACAAAGUAUCUUUUCGGGACCCUUCACCCAAUUUCGCGGUGUUUGUUUACUCCGUUCCGUGGUUGUGAUUUGUGAAUAUAUGCAUGCAACUGUGCUGCUUGGCUGGUUAAAUGUUUACGCGUGUGAAUUGUAAUGAAUGACUGUGCGUACGCCGAAAUACCGGUCGAACAAGUGUUCUGCGUGUGAAAAAGGCACCUACGAGUCCUUUCCACCUGUUCCCGAUGGGAUUUCGGUGGCGGUGCCUUGUCUUAGAAGUGUGUAAUGCAAACCUACUGUGCACCUAGUUCUCCGGUUACCACGGUUAGAAUUCUACCAUUUUGUUGUUUGCUCUAAGAAGAACGUGACCAGUGGCGAAAGUUGAGUGACCCUGCGAGUGCUUUUACACUAAUUAGGCGGCGUCGAAGAAGUGGAUUAGGGCUUGCCUGCGAGUAGUGAAGAAGGUGGAAAGAUGACUUGAGACACUUCAAUGGCCAGUUGUAGAGCACGAUCCAGCAAUGAAACGAACUCGCGGCGCUUGGAUCAAAUCCAUUGGAUUUAUCUUCAUAUUCCUGAUAUUAAAUUUAACCAAACUAAGCAGUUCGUAUCUGAUACUAGUUAACGAGUCCGACGAGCCCGGGACCGUCAUCUUCAAUGCAUCCGUUUAUAAAUUGGGCUCAGAACGCCAUUACAAACUCGACUCAUUCCGUAGCGCAUAUUUUGUACAUAAUUUAGUUCAAGUGAACCAUAAGACUGGUCAAGUAUCUUUGAAAAAAUCCUUAAAAUGUGAUGGAAUUCACUACCCGAACGUGUUUACGUUCUACGUUGACUCCACAACGAAUCAAUUGCGCAGUGUCAAUUAUUACAGCCUACCGUUGAGGAUUUACGUUACAGGCGAGCAUUGCAAGGACGAUGAUAGCAAUCAGGUGGAGGGUGUAUUGUAUGAGGAACAUGAUUCCUCCCCAUCAACGAGGCGGCGUGCCAGAGCUUCGAGUUAUGCUGAAAGACCCUCGAAAAAGAGUAACAACUCAUUAGCCGCGUCAUCAUAUAAUUUCCAUAACGAAAGAAGCCAGAAAAUAUUAUCCAUAAGGGGUAAAAGGCAUUCAAAUUUUUUGCAUAAACAUAGCCAAAACCUGCGUUCGAUAUCCCAUGCGAAACAAUGGGUCUCGGAGACACUUGCCUCGUAUGCAAUCUACACAACAGACAAGUGGAAUAAAAUUUGCCUGAAACAAUCGCAACUUGUGAAUAAUUUGAAUGCAUUCCUGCCACGAACGGUGAUUCAAUAUUGCCGUGUACGAUUCCUGGAUGCAUCUGACAUCAGAGUUAAGAUUGAGAGCAAAAAUCACGACUUGGUGGCAAGUGAUAAUGUGUGCAUUAGCGAGCCCAUGUGGAAAGUAAUUGUCACGUUUAAUAUCCAGUGUACGAGGAACGACAUCAUUGAUUCGGAUCACCGACUGAAAAUCAUAUACCACCACCAGGAGUUCAAUGAUACCGACAUUGCGAGGCGUGUGAGAAGGGAGCUCAGAAAUCAAAGUCCUUAUUUUGAGCAGGCAUUGUACGUGGCGUCUGUGUUGGAGGAGAGACCGCCUGGGGUGGUGGUGGCUACAGUUAGAGCACGUGAUCCCGAAGAUUCGCCAGUAGUGUAUUCAAUGACUUCUCUUUUGGAUUCUCGCUCGCAAUCACUCUUUAAAUUGGACUCGCACAGCGGGGUGGUUUCUACUUCAACGAGCCUAGACCGUGAGUUGAUGGAAGUUCAUUAUUUUCGAAUUGUUGCAACGGAUGACAGUUUUCCCCCUCGCUCUGGGACUACAACUCUGCAAGUUAAUGUUUUAGAUUGCAACGACCACAGUCCGGUGUUUGAAGCUGACCAAUUUGAUGCCUCAAUUCGUGAGGGUUCAACUGUAGGCUCGACAGUUUUGACUGUUCGUGCAACUGAUCAGGAUACCGGAAAGAAUGCAGAAAUAGAAUAUGUAAUUGAGAGCAUCAGCGGAGGAGGCUUGACUUCUAAGGAGCAGGAUGCGCAAACAUUUGGAAUUGAUAGCAGAAGAGGAGUGAUCACAACAAAAACUACUUUGGACCGAGAAGAAACCGAUGUAUAUACAAUCAUUGUAGUAGCGAUGGAUUCACCCAAAGUCCAGGCUGAGCGAAAGUCGGCUACGGCAACGGUUGUUGUGAAGGUUCUCGACGACAACGAUAACUAUCCACAGUUCAGCGAAAGAGCCUACAGUGUUCAAAUCAAAGAGGAUGAAUGGGAGAAUAAAGUUGUCGCUCAUAUAAAAGCCACGGAUGCAGACGAGGGAAACAAUGCAGCUAUUCGGUAUGCAAUUAUUGGUGGAAAUACUCAAUCCCAGUUUUCAAUAGACUCCAUGACUGGAGAUGUUUCAUUAGUUAAACCUCUCGACUAUGAAACCAAUCAAAACUUUCGCUUAGUUAUCCGUGCUCAGGAUGGCGGGAAUCCAUCAAGAAGUAACACGACCCAGCUCCUAGUGAAUGUAAUCGAUGUAAAUGACAACGCCCCUCGCUUCUACGUCUCCCAAUAUCAAGAAUCUGUUCUGGAAAGCGUCCCAGUCGGAUACAAUAUAGUUCGUCUACAGGCAUACGAUGCAGAUCAAGGAGCAAACGCCGAGAUUCAAUACAGCAUCUCAGAACGUGAUGAAAAUUUCCCCUUAACUGUAGAUUCGAAGUCCGGUUGGAUUCAAACAACGCGACAAUUGGAUCGCGAAGAGCAAUCUCGAUACGCAUUCCAAGUUCUAGCUACUGAUGGAGGAACACCACCUAAAUCCGCUAGUGCUAGCGUCAUUAUAAUUAUUCAGGACGUAAACGAUAACGAUCCAGUGUUUCAGCCAAAAUACUAUGAAGCUGCAAUAAGCGAAGAUGUUGCUCCAGGAAGUUCCGUUACAACAGUCACUGCCACUGAUCCUGAUGAAGAUUCACGUUUGCAUUAUGACAUUAUUUCGGGAAAUACUCGAGGUCGUUUCGCCAUUAAUGUACAGAAUGGAAAAGGAGUAAUCACCGUGGCGCAGCCGCUGGAUUAUAAGCAGGAACGACGAUUUCUCCUAACAGUGUCCGCAACAGACAAUGGAGGGCGAAUGGACACUGCGAAUGUUAACGUUAAUAUAACCGAUGCUAACAACUUUGCUCCUGUUUUUGAUAACUCGCCAUAUAGUGCGACCGUUUUUGAAGAUUCUCCAAUCGGAACGACCGUAUUGAUCGUCUCCGCCACAGAUAACGAUGUAGGGAUUAACGCUCAAAUUACAUACUCUUUACAAGAUGAGUCGAUUAAUGGGUUUUCUCAAAGCACUCCAUUUGCAGUGAAUUCAAAAACUGGAGCAAUCACGACAAUUGCUGCUCUUGAUCGCGAGAAGAUAAGUGCAUAUUUGCUUACCGUUAAAGCUACAGAUGGGGGCCAGCCGAGCUUCAGUGACACAACAGAUAUUGAAAUAGCUGUUACCGAUGUGAAUGAUAACGCACCGGUGUUUAACGUGCCUCUUUACCAAGCUUCGAUAUCAGAAGAUGCACUUAUCGGAACGUCUGUGAUACAAAUUUGUGCUGAAGAUGCUGAUAGCGGACUAAACGGUCGCUUGAAAUACUCUCUGAGCGAAAAGGAUGUCGAAGAUGGCUCAUUUAUAAUUGACCCCACUUCUGGUACGAUACGAACCAAUAAAGCGCUAGAUCGUGAAAGUGUUGCUGUAUAUCAUUUAAUAGCGAUCGCAACCGAUAAAGGAACACCAGCGAUGAGUGGCUCUGUAGAAGUUCAAGUCAAAUUAGAGGAUGUAAAUGAUUCUCCUCCAUCAUUUUCCGCUGAUAAACUGACGAUGUAUAUCAAAGAAAACUCUCCAAUUGGGUCUGUGAUUGGGAAUAUCGAGGCGCAUGACCCCGAUGAAGGUGUCAAUGCUAUCAUCCAAUAUUCGAUUAUCGGCGGAGAUGAUUCGAAUUCAUUCUCGCUAGUUAGUCGACCAGGAUCGGAGGGAGCACAGCUGCUUACCAUGACCGAAUUGGAUUACGAAUCUACGAAGAAACGCUUUGAGUUAGUCAUUCGUGCUGCAAGUCCGCCUUUGAGGAGUGAUGUUCAUGUUGAAGUUUUGGUGACGGAUGUAAAUGAUAACGCGCCCGUACUAAAGGAUUUCCAGGUUAUAUUCAAUAAUUUUCGAGAUCAUUUCCCAGUCGGUGAAAUCGGACGUGUACCUGCAUUUGAUGCAGAUGUUACAGAUCAAUUAACGUUUAGAGUUUUAUCUGGGAACAAUGCAGAUUUGAUUCGAUUAAAUACAAGCUCAGGAGGAAUCACGCUCAGUCCGCAAUUGAACACAAACGUUCCAAGACAAGCUUACAUGGAAAUAUCAGUUACGGAUGGAAUCAAUGAAGCAAAAGCCACCAUGCAGUUAAUCGUUCGCCUAAUCACAGAAGAGAUGUUGUUCAACUCUGUCACUGUACGUCUCAAUGAAAUGACUGAGGAAGCAUUUCUGUCACCUCUAUUAAAUUUUUUCCUUGACGGGCUCUCAGCUAUCAUCCCUUGCCCAAAGGAAAACAUAUUCCUAUUCUCCAUUCAAGAGGACCAGCACGUAACUUCUAGAAUCCUCAAUGUCAGCUUUUCGGCCAUGCGACCUGAUCUUACCAGCGAGGAAUACUACACAGCGAACUAUUUACAGGAACGGGUGUACCUGAAUCGGGCUAUUCUUGCUCGUUUGGCGACUGUUGAUGUCCUUCCAUUUGAUGACAAUCUAUGCGUUCGCGAGCCCUGCUUGAAUUUCGAACAAUGCUCUACGGUUCUGAAAUUUGGAAAUGCAUCAACGUUCAUUCAUAGUGAUACAGUGCUGUUUCGCCCUAUUUAUCCGGUAAAUACUUUUGUUUGCCAUUGCCCAGACGGAUUUACUGGCAGCAAGGAACAUUACUUAUGCGAUACUGAGGUCGAUUUAUGCUAUUCAACACCAUGCCAAAAUAAUGGUCGGUGUAUACGUCGAGAAGGUGGAUAUACCUGUGUUUGCGAGCAAGGAUAUUUCGGUGCCACCUGUGAAAUGUUCGUUGGAGAUCUAAAACCAUGCGAAACGGAUUUAUGCCGUGAUGGGCGAUCCUGUUUAUUGAGCGAUGACGUCAUUGAUCAGGAUUAUUUGUCUUACACACCAACCUGCGAGCUAAAGUCACGAUCCUUCGCUCGUAAUUCAUUUGCAACAUUUGAAAGUCUCCGAUCGCGUUAUCGAUUCAACAUCAAGUUACGAUUUUCAACCUUGGAAGAGAAUGGUCUAAUAUUCUACAACGGACGCUACAACGAACUUCAUGACUUUAUAGCGCUGGAAAUAAUUGACGGACAUAUGUCGUUCUCAUUUUCUUUGGGAGCUGCACAGAAAUCGGUGCGUGUUUUUCAAGCAAAAACUAUUUCGGAUGGAAUGUGGCAUACGGUUGAAGUGGUCUACUUCAAUCGGACAGCGACUGUGAUCAUCGAUGAUUGCGAUAGAGCCCUAGGAUUGAAAGGAAAUUUAGGGCCAAAAUGGGAUUGUGCAAAUCAAACAACUUUAGUCCUUGAUAGGAAAUGUUCAUCUGCCACAGAGCCUUGUCAUCGUUUCCUAGAUUUGACUGGUCCCUUUCAGCUGGGUGGAUUGCCAAAGCUUCCUGUCAAUUUUCCAAUUAAAACACGGGACUUCGUUGGAUGCAUUUCGGACUUGUAUAUCGACCAUCGUCUAAUAGAUCUGAAUUCGUUUAUUUCUGAUAAUGGGACCAUGGCCGGGUGUCCGCAAAAAGCACUCUAUUGUAUUUCCGAACCUUGUUUCAACGGCGGUACUUGUCAUGAAGGAUGGAAUGGUCAUAUCUGUUCUUGCCCUGAAGGAUAUACAGGCAAUGCAUGCCAAGAAAUUGCAUCGAUUCCAUGGAGAUUUUCUGAAAACAGCAUACUCAGCUUUAAUCCGCUUCUGCGACCAAUUCAAUUGCCUUGGCUAAUUGGUCUUUCGAUUCGAACGUGGCAAAAAGAUGCGUUUUUGAUGCAGAUACAAGUUGGACAAAACAGCUCGGUCGUCCUGGCUUUAAAAAGCGGUGCAUUAUAUUUCACGUAUGAAAAUGAAAGCCCACUUUUGUCUGUAAUUGAUCUCGCCGAUGGAAAGUGGCAUCGAAUUGAUAUCACCUGGGUUGGAUCGGACAUAAAACUCUCAAUAGACUACGACCAACGGAUUGGAAUCUAUCCAAUUUCGAAAAAGAUUCAGGGGCAGUAUGUCGGGAAGAUUGUUCUUGGGAAUAUUGACAAAACAAUGGCUGGUGCUGAGGAAUUCUACGGAUACGAAGGCUGCAUCCAGGAUAUCCGUGUUGGAGGAGUUCAAAGCGUGUUGAAUUGGCCAUCAGUGAGAGAAAACGUUGAAGACGGUUGCAGCUCGAAGGGCCGAUGUCCUAAAACUUGUCCCAAACACUCGCUUUGUGUUGAAAGUUGGGACGAGGCUCAUUGCGAAUGUUCAGCGGGCUAUGUUGGUCCCGAUUGCAUUCCAACGUGCGCUCUCAAUCCAUGCAUGUCAGGUGUUUGUCAUGCUGAUCAGGCGCUUCCAAAGUUUUAUCACUGCGAGUGUAAUACGACAUCUCACUUUGGCGAAUAUUGCGAAAAUGUCAUUGAAUUGCCUUGCCCAGCUGGAUGGUGGGGCGAGAAAGGUUGUGGGCCCUGCAAGUGCAAUGUUCGUCAAGGAUAUAAUGCAGAUUGCAACAAAACUACAGGGCAAUGCUACUGCAAAAACAAUCACUAUCAACCGGUGAAUGAAACGUCCUGUUUACCAUGUGAUUGUUACGCCGUGGGAUCUUUUGGAAGUGGUUGCAAUCAUCUCACCGGUCAGUGUGUAUGCAGGGAGGGCGUUAUUGGACGGCGAUGUGACUCAUGUUCUAACCCUUACGCGGAAGUUACUCUAACUGGAUGUGAGGUUGUGUACGAUGCAUGCCCACGAUCAUUUUCUGAAGGUGUUUGGUGGGAUCGGACGCUUUUGGGGCAAACUGCAAUACAGGAUUGUCCAGGGACGGCGAAAGGUAAAGGAUCCAGAGUCUGUGAUAUCGAAAUGGGUCGGUGGCAGUUUCCUGACAUGUUCAAUUGUACAUCAGAACCGUUUAUUGAACUUCGGAAGCAGUUGUCCCAAUUGGAAAACAAAGAGCUGGAACUCAACGCUUUCCUUUCGACGAAAUUAGCUCGUGAUCUGAAAUCAGCUUGCCAAAUAGUGGCCGGGGCGGAAAAUCCAACGAAACCAUUCGCUACAAUACGUACAAUUGAUUCAUUGUAUUCGUAUUACGACAAAAACGAUGCGAAACAUCCAAAAGAAGAAGAUACUGAAAUUAGUUUUUUGUCCGAUGAAGUGAAAUUUUCGCAUAAUCGUUUGUAUGGUGCCGACAUAUUAAUAAUUGAAGGUCUGUUACAUGAAAUCAUCAAUUUCGAGUUUACCCAGCGAGGACUCAAUCUUUCUCAUAGUCAGGAUAAAGAUUUCGUUGAUAAUAUGGUUUUCAGUGCAAGCGAAAUUCUUAACAGAGAAUACAAAAACGAAUGGGAUCGAAUUAAUGAUUUGGUUGACCGUGGUCCUCAAGACUUAGUCGAAGCUUUCACAAAAUAUAUGACCACCUUGGCCCAAUCACAGCAUGAUACCUACACUAAACCAUUCGAGGUGGUCCAUAAGAACAUGGCUUUUGGUCUGGAUAUAGUCACACCGGAAUCGUUAUUUGGUUACAAUACAGGAGAACAUGAUGAACCCAACAAGCAAAAGAUUGUCAGCACAAACAAACUAAUCACGGAGAAAGUUAUUGUUCCCGAUACAAGCGCAUUUUUCCAAUACUCUGCAAAAGGGAAGCAUAGCAUAUCUUUCCCAAAAUACGAUAACUACAUUCAAGACAAAACUAAGUUUGAUAAACACACCAAAGUCCUCAUACCAUUAAAUCUACUUGGGAUCAAAGUCCCUGGAGGCUCGGAAUUCAAACUGGAAUCAUCAGACUACCGCGCCAUAAUCAGUUAUACGCAAUAUCGAGAUGCAGGCACACUAUUCCCUGAAAUCUAUGAUGGAACAAUUUCCAGACGAUGGGGAGUCGAAGUACAAAUAGCAAGCGCCAUAUUUUCUUUAGUAAUACUAACGCCUGCCUCUAUUGAAGAUUACACUGCCAUAUAUAAAAAGGACAAUAAACGAAAGGAACAAAACAUGACUACACUAGAUUCUAUGACUAAUGGUAAAAAAUCCCCAAUGCAUGAAAACUCCAAUGAGAAGAUUGAAAUCAUGCCUCAUGUUGUUGCCUUCGAUGAACAGAGUCCUAACGAUGUUAACAAAGGGGGAAAUGAUUUCCCAUCCGCAAACAUUCCGAAGAAUCAAAACGACUCGCACAACAUCUAUCGACGUUCUGUCAACAGGGAAACUAAUCAAUCUGCGGACGACAAUCUUUCUUAUAAAACCCUAGAAUCUCAUACAUUGCUAUACCCAGUUCGCCUGCAGAUGCUGACAAACAUUAACCGGCUUAAAUUCGGACCGAGGCUCAAUCCGCAAUGCAUAAGAUGGAAUAAAUUAACUGGCAGCUGGACGAGAUUAGGAUGUCAAACGGAAAUCCCUAACUACAAACUGAACAGCAUGGACCAGGACAUCUACAUCAACUGCACUUGCACCCAAAUUUCAACGUAUGCCGUUUUGGUGGAUGUCGUUGAUUUCGAAGACAUCCCAGAACCAUCGCUCUACGUCCAAAUUGCUAUGUACUCCUCAUUUCUACUCGCUUUGCCCAUUCUUGCAAUCGUACUGAUAGCGUUGAUUAUUCUGCGUGGAACACAAACAAAUUCAAACAACAUCCAUCAGAAUAUUGUCCUGUGUAUAUUCUUUGCGGAACUUUUGUUUUUCAUUGGAAUGCAAGCGAGAAAAACGAUGGUUGAUAAUGAAUUCCUGUGUAAGCUGGUUGCAAUUUUGUUGCAUUAUACUUGGCUUGCGGCGUUUGUUUGGAUGACAAUCGAUUGCAUCCAUUUGUACCGGAUGCUUACUGAGAUGCGAGAUAUUAAUCAUGGACCGAUGGGAUUUUAUUUUUCAUUGGGAUAUGGAGCGCCGGCGAUUAUCGUAGGUUUGGCUGUGGGCGUUCGAGCACAUGAGUAUGGAAAUAGUUUAUUCUGUUGGUUGUCGGUCUACGAACCUGUGGUCUGGUGGUUAGUGGGGCCUAUUUCCGGAAUGUCUAUCAUCAAUCUGUUCAUCCUCUUCAUGUGCAUCAAAUCGGCUUUUACGCUCAAGGACCACAUUCUCGGUUUUGGCAAUUUGCGAACAUUGCUACUACUUUCAGUGAUAUCCUUACCACUGAUGGGAAUCGUGUGGGUCCUAACAGUUUUGGCGGCUUCAGAAAACUCGCAACUUUUAAUCCUAAUGCUGUGCAUUGCUGUACUCGUUCAUGCAAUAUUUUGCAUAGUAGGAUAUUGUGUUGUAAAUCAACGCGUUCGAGAUAACUUACGUACAACAUUCCUUCAAUGCAUGGGCAAAAAAGUGCCAUUAGUGGAUUCUUCGAAUGUUGUUGAGAAUCGAGCUCAUACGAUGAUAUCGACCGCCCAUGGAAAUAGCUUUUUGAGUGCAGCAUACGACGGCAAUAAACGAAAUAUUGGAAUUAGUGCUUCGAGUACAACAUCAAGAAGUACAGCGAAAACAAGUUCGAGUCCAUAUAGAAGUGAAGAUCAUUUGCGCCACACUUCAACAUCAACCUCUAAUUAUAACUCCGCUAAUGAAUAUAUGGGAUACAUUCCGGGAUAUCCGACUCGAACGGAAAAAGAAGGGCGGCGUGAACAGAGAAAAGCAUCUGAAUCAGGAUCUGAAACAGACGCACGUAGUUUAGAACUCGCAUCAAGUCAUUCUAGUGACGAUGAAGAAUCAAGAGUGGGACGGGAAAAUGCAAUUCAUCGAAAUAUAGGAGUCAGCACUACACAUUACCUACCGAAUAUAACUGAACACGUUCAAGCUACGACUCCACCUGAACUUAACAUCGUACAAAGCCCACAACUAUUCCCUAAUGUCAAUAAAUCAGCUUAUGUUUCACAAUGGUCGAAUCAUGUGUCGAGUCUCUACAGACCAUCUCAACCGAAUGCGGAGCGCUGGUCACAAGAAACCGCUUCGGACAACGAUAUUUUAUCGUAUAAAGUAUCGAGAUCAUCCUCAAAUAUGUUACCCAAUCCAGAUGUAACGGAUGUGUCACAUCUUGACCGUUACGAGAAUAAAAUGUAUAUGCAGCCAUCAUUGUUAGAGAACACAGAAUUUGCUCAAGGCGGCAUAAACAGUUCGGAUUGCAACACGAUUGGGUCGCAUGGAAAAAUGGGAUAUGAUCAAAUUAGUAGAAGUCAAACUUUGAGACGAAAUUGCUAUGAUCCGGAGAGUAGACUGGGCUAUCCAUACGCAUUUGAUCAACCAAAACAUGAUGAUCCACUGUUCCCUAACAUGGAUCAUAUAGACCACCGACUAGCCAAACCAUCAUUCCUCAUCAAAGAUCGAAAUCCAAACGACAUUUUAUGUUUACGAGAAAAUUAUCAUUUCAAGCAACCUGAGAUGGGGUUGCAAAAUGUGCCUCCAAUUUUAGAAAAUGAGUGUCAUGAGAGCCAGGAAAAGCAUUUAGAUUGCAAUUCAGAGCGGAUAUCUGAGGGAUCUGAUAAAUUUGGUUAUCAUUUCCCCUUCACGGCAGAAGAGGAUCAUCUACACAACGGAGCGUGCCGCACUUCGUUCGCAAAUGUUGGAUUUGAUCCAGAAGAUUGCAAUGUACUUAGCCAACUGUCACCUGGACAGGGGUCCUGUUUGCCAUCGCCAGUACUUCAUAGCACGUUAGCGAAUUCAGGAGAUAAUGUAAAUAUUGAAGAUGACGAGACAACAGUGUGAAAGUAUUUUUUAUAAGAACAUGAAUGUAGAUGGGUAAGGUUUUAUAUGCAAUUUUAAUUUAUUGUAAUAUUCAAGAAUCUGUCUCGCUUUUGCGUGCAUUAUCAAAAAGACCCAGUGAGUAAAUUUAAGUUAAACAUACGCAGCCAGAUAUAAGCCAUUUAAUUUUAAGUUAUUGUGUAAGUCACGACCUGCUUUUAUUAUAUUUAAAAUAGCGAAAAACAACAAAUGUUUAAGUUUAGCGAAAUAAUACUCGAUAUAAACACGAAAUAAGGAGAUUUUGUACAACUUUUCUACGAAUUUAAGAACAAAUUUGACUUAAUGUGCAUACUUGAACUGAUUUAAUACAAUGCUUAUUUAUA
Hermetia illucens (black soldier fly) is the source of this 11257-nucleotide messenger RNA. RefSeq names its product protocadherin-like wing polarity protein stan (gene stan). The transcript is spliced from 6 exons. The record is from RefSeq and is a predicted model, not a curated record. Gene Ontology annotation, molecular function: G protein-coupled receptor activity; calcium ion binding. Gene Ontology annotation, cellular component: plasma membrane. Lineage: Eukaryota; Metazoa; Arthropoda; Insecta; Diptera; Stratiomyidae. Gene Ontology annotation, biological process: G protein-coupled receptor signaling pathway; homophilic cell-cell adhesion; cell surface receptor signaling pathway. The coding region runs from base 606 to 10898 and encodes 3430 amino acids.